GCUUGGUAGGGGCGGGGCUGGGUUAGUGCGCGCGCGCGGCGCGGUCGCUGCCGGGUGGGGGCGGGGCGGAGCGCCGGGAGCGAUGCAGAAAUACGAGAAAUUGGAGAAGAUCGGGGAAGGCACCUACGGGACGGUGUUCAAGGCCAAGAACCGGGAGACGCACGAGAUCGUGGCGCUGAAGCGGGUGCGUCUGGACGAUGACGACGAGGGCGUCCCCAGCUCGGCGCUGCGGGAGAUCUGUCUGCUGAAGGAGCUGAAGCACAAGAACAUCGUCAGGCUCCACGACGUCCUGCACAGCGACAAGAAGCUCACCCUCGUCUUCGAGUUCUGCGACCAGGACCUGAAGAAGUACUUCGAUAGCUGCAAUGGCGACCUGGACCCCGAGAUCGUGAAGUCGUUCAUGUACCAACUGCUGAAGGGCCUGGCCUUCUGCCACAGCCGCAACGUCCUGCACCGCGACCUCAAGCCCCAGAACCUGCUCAUCAACAGGAACGGGGAGCUCAAACUCGCCGACUUCGGGCUGGCGCGCGCCUUCGGCAUUCCGGUGCGCUGCUACUCGGCGGAGGUGGUGACGCUCUGGUACCGACCCCCCGACGUGCUGUUCGGCGCCAAACUCUACUCCACCUCCAUCGACAUGUGGUCGGCAGGGUGCAUCUUCGCAGAGCUGGCCAACGCCGGGCGGCCGCUGUUCCCGGGGAACGACGUGGACGAUCAGCUCAAGCGCAUCUUCCGGCUGCUGGGGACGCCGACCGAGGAGCAGUGGCCGGCGAUGGCCAAGCUGCCCGACUACAAGCCGUACCCCAUGUACCCCGCCACGGCGUCGCUGGUGAAUGUGGUGCCGAAGCUCAGUGCCACGGGCCGGGACCUGCUGCAGAACCUGCUCAAGUGCAACCCCGUGCAGCGGAUCUCGGCCGAGGAGGCGCUGCAACACCCCUACUUCACCGACUUCUGCCCCCCCUAGGGACCCCCCCAAACCUCAAGGACCCCCCGAACCCCACCCUAGGGAUCGCAAACACCCCCAGGGACCCCCCCAAACCUUCAGGACCCCCUAACCCUCCCCAGGGAUG
This is a messenger RNA of Cuculus canorus (common cuckoo), 1067 nucleotides long. It is a transcript of the gene CDK5, whose product is annotated as cyclin dependent kinase 5. The record is from RefSeq and is a predicted model, not a curated record. Gene Ontology annotation, molecular function: ATP binding; cyclin-dependent protein serine/threonine kinase activity. Lineage: Eukaryota; Metazoa; Chordata; Aves; Cuculiformes; Cuculidae. Gene Ontology annotation, biological process: neuron apoptotic process; axonogenesis; synaptic vesicle transport. The transcript has 12 exons. Gene Ontology annotation, cellular component: cytoplasm; nucleus. Bases 83 to 961 code for a protein of 292 amino acids.